AUGGAAGAUACUUCGGAUUCAGCUCCUUCUAAAAACUUAGGUGCAGAGGUAGCGAUUAACAAUGUCAACGUACCUAUGCCUUCGUUUUCAAAUCUGGCUAUGUCCUCACAAUUAAAGAAGGAAUCUGAAAUAAUGAAUAGCAUUCUCUACCGCAUUACUAACUAUCGUGACGCAGACGGCCAUGAUGUUUCAAAGGAUUUUCAGCGAUUAGUAAACAAAAGAGUUCUACCUGAUUAUUUCGACAUCAUCAAGGAACCUAUGGCAUUCAGUACCAUAAGGAGUAAGAUUGUCAAGAAACAAUAUACAGGCUUUAAAGGAUUUGUUCGAGAUUUUGCUCUUAUAUCACAUAACGCUCAGGUCUACAAUCGUCCGUCAGCAUUAGUUUAUGGCGACUCACUAGCGCUACUCGAACUUUUCAAAACUGAGCUACAAAAAUUAGUUGACGCGGGAACCAUAAGUCCAGAAGAUGCCGAAAUUCCUUAUCUCGGUGAGAUUCCGGAGGUUGAAGAUUCCUCGCCAAGAGACCUAAAUGAUGAAGAAGCUGAGGCUGAAGAGGAAGAUGAAGAUGACGAUGAUGUCGAAGAGACUGACGAUGAGAGAAACCAGAGCAGUCGUGGGAAAAGACAGAACUACUCGAUAGCUAACAAAGGCAUUAAGAUAGAAGAUGAAACCAGAGAUGAUCCAGAGUCUUUGAAGAAACGUGGGCGACCACCUAAGGUGCACACUCCGAUGGAAGCCCGAAUUGAUAAUAUACUCAAAGGUUUGAGAAAGUUCAAAAAUCCCAACGGAGAAAAUAAAAUUCUUCCCUUCGAGAAGCUUCCUGAUAAAACGAUAAUGCCUGAAUACUAUCAAGAGAUCAAGCAACCUGUUGCCUUAGAUUUGAUAAAGAGAAAGGCCAAGCGUAAAAAGUAUAACUCAGUGGACCAACUCUUAAAAGAUAUAGAUCUUAUGUUUGAGAAUGCUAAGCUAUACAACCUCGAGGAAAGUCAAGAAGAAAAAAAUAAGCCAGACAGCGAUUUUGCUGACGAAGACGGAAGGCUUCCAUUAUCUGCGAUAUUUCACAAUGGCGAAUCUUGGAAAGUCGGGGACUGGAUCCACCUGGCGAAUCCAAACGACGUCACCAAACCUAUCGUUGCCCAAAUAUAUCGAACUUGGCAAGGUCCCGAUGGACUUAAAUGGAUAAAUGCCUGCUGGUAUUAUCGCCCUGAACAAACAGUACAUAACUACGAGAAGCAUUUUUUUGAACACGAAGUUAUGAAGACAAGUCAAUAUCGAGACCAUAGGAUUGAGGAAGUAAUUGAUCGAUGCUUUGUCAUGUUUUUUACACGUUACAAUAAGGGCCGCCCCCGUGGGCUCCCUCCUAAUAAAGCAGUCUACAUCUGUGAAGCCCGAUAUAACGAGGAGACGUUCAAAUUAAAUAAAAUAAAGACCUGGGCCAGCUGUAUUCCCGAUGAAGUUAGAGAAAAGGAUUAUGAGAUGGAUCUUUUCGAUACACCCAAAAAAUUGAAAAAGGUUCCCAGUCCAAUCAAGCAUUUGCUCCGAGAAGAUGCUAAAGAGAACGAUCCUCUGCCAAAACCUACCUGGGGUGGCGCGAAUGCCCCUCCAAUAGUUGGUGCUGUUCAUAAGAUACCUCGUGGGCCAAACGAAUCGCCGCCUCCUGAAAAAAUACCUACACCGCCUCCUCCAGAAUUAAUACGUCGAUCCUUCACUACCGAACGACCUCGAGCUGAGAAUCAAGGGGAUAUUUCAAUGACAGGCCUUGGGGUAUCAUCUAGUAUUCUUCCAGCAGCUGUUAAGCAUGGCGUGAGCAACACGUCCUACAAUAAUCAAACCACAUUAACUCGAGCUACUCCUUCACCCGUGGUGGCCCAACCAACUCCAUACAUCCCUCAUGCAAGCACGACCCAAGCUCCAACAAUUCCUGCAAAGGUUUAUCAGAAUCAAUCUACUAAUAGUCACAACCAAUACACACCUAUCCCGCCACUUGUACCACAACCAACUAAACCUUUGAACGUUUACAGCCAUUAUCAGAAUAGUAAUCCAAAACCAAGUCCUAUUCCUGCUCCAAUCAACUCUUACAAUCAACAUUCUAAUCUUUACAAUCCAACCCACUCUGUUGAGGUAUAUACUUUACCUGAUACUACUAACUCAUCUAUCCCUGCCGAUAUCCGCGACCAAUUUCACAAAGAUGACUCUGGCCGUGUAAUAUUUUUCACAACACCACCGAUCGAUGUUAAUCCUAUUAUUGAGGAAACUCAGGUCCUAUGCCAUAGCUUAAAAUAUCUCGCUGAUAAAGCUCGUCGGCGAGAUGAAGACAAUAAAAAACGUAAAGCUAGAGAAAGUAACCUAGAAUUCAUAAGUGAAGAAAACUCUCAAAGAUUUAGGACAAAUAAAAACUGCACAGAGAAUUAUAUUGCACAGCAAGGAAUUACUGCUAUAAAGAAUUGGAGCCUUGAGCUUGAGAAGGAAACAGCUAAAUUGUACGACCACUUGAUUGAUUAA
This is a messenger RNA of Blumeria graminis f. sp. triticale, 2502 nucleotides long. The record is from the annotation of a GenBank genome assembly. NCBI's taxonomy places the organism in Eukaryota, Fungi, Ascomycota, Leotiomycetes, Helotiales, Erysiphaceae.